CCAGGGUCCUCGGACGGAGGGGCCAUGGCCACCCCGGCCCCUGUCACGCGGCAGCAUUUCCUGUGUUACAUCUGCAAAGAAUACGUAGAAGAUCUGGCCAAAAUCCCCAAGAGUUUCUUAGAAGAAGCAAAUGUCACCCUUAUAGUGAUUGGACAGUCAUCCUACCACCAUAUUGAGCCUUUCUGCAAACUGACUGGGUAUGCUCAUGAAAUAUAUGUUGACCCUGAAAGAGAAAUUUAUAAAAGAUUGGGAAUGAAAAGAGGUGAAGAAAUUGCCUCCUCAGGACAGAGUCCCCAUGUGAAGUCAAAUCUACUCUCAGGAAGCAUUCAGAGCCUGUGGCGAGCAGUGACUGGCCCUCUGUUUGAUUUUCAAGGAGACCCAGCUCAGCAAGGAGGAACCCUCAUUUUAGGUCCAGGUAACAACAUCCAUUUCAUACACCACGACAGGAAUAGGUUGGACCACAAACCUAUCAACUCUGUUUUACAACUUGUAGGAGUUAAGCAUGUCAACUUUACAGAUAGACCUUCAGUUAUCCAUGUGUGACUUUAUACACAAUAUGUCACUUCUAAACAACCCCUCGGGAAUGUGCCCUUAAAUAUUUGGGGUAUAAUAUCCUCAUUAAAUAUCUAACUUGAUGACUGUACUGUCCUCUAAAGAGUUAUAAAAACAUAAAGAGAUAAUGUACCAGUUGA
This is a messenger RNA of Orycteropus afer afer, 692 nucleotides long. The record is from RefSeq and is a predicted model, not a curated record. NCBI's taxonomy places the organism in Eukaryota, Metazoa, Chordata, Mammalia, Tubulidentata, Orycteropodidae.